Drosophila biarmipes is the source of this 3327-nucleotide messenger RNA. RefSeq names its product protein toll (gene Toll-4). Gene Ontology annotation, cellular component: membrane. Lineage: Eukaryota; Metazoa; Arthropoda; Insecta; Diptera; Drosophilidae. Gene Ontology annotation, biological process: immune response; toll-like receptor signaling pathway. Gene Ontology annotation, molecular function: protein binding; transmembrane signaling receptor activity. The record is from RefSeq and is a predicted model, not a curated record.
AUGGAGCACUCCAAGUUGUGGGACCUUCGUCCCAAAGUGCGGGAACGUCGCUUCAAGUGGACUUCAGUCGGCCAACAGCAACAACAAAAGUCGUGCAAUAACAAGGACGAUCCACCAAAUUCACACCAAAAAUCAAAAAGCAAUAAUGAUGCUCGAAAUCUGAACAGCCGGCUCCGGACUCGGGCGGGAAAUGCCAGCGGGACGGGAUUGAAUGAGAUCAGAGCGGAUUACUGUGAACUCUACUGCGGUGGAUCCUGCAAGAGCAGAAAAUGCUACAUAUUGAACGGAACUUUAACCACUGAAGAUUAUCAAAUGAAGUUGUGGAUUUCGAAAUUGGAAUUUACUUGGACCAAUCGGAAUUUUCAACAAUGGAAUAUCUACAAUAUUUCUAAUGAAACUGAUUGUUCAAUACUUAAAAUUACUGUUGCUGGAAUACCCAGUGCUGACGAUGUGAGACUUCGUCCUUCGGUUCAUUACCUUCGUCAACUUGGCAUCCAAGAAAUUGUUGAAUUCGAAAUGUAUGCUCCUUUUAUAACAAUAAUGGAGACGGAUAUCCUAUAUGAAAGCGGACCCGAACAAAUAGGUUUUAAAUAUUUAAGUGACAGCCCUGUUAAUUCUUUUGUUAUUAACGAAUACGUAAGAGAGAGUAUGAACAACACAAAGCGAAUUAAAAUCUAUGCUUCUACUGCGGUAAAACCAACACUUACAAUCGAAACAAAUAUGUUUGAAGGCAAAAAUCAUUUAGAAUUGCUGGUGUUUAGUGGCCUAAAUUUAGAAGGUUUAACAAAUAAAACAUUCGAUAACUUGACUAGUUUAGUUAGUCUGGUUUUUGACAACGUAGUUUUAGAAAACUCGGAUUGCUUCAGGUCUUUGUCCCUUCAAGCUUCAUUGAAAAACCUAAUCAUUCACGUUAAUAACAAGAUGGAUAUGAAACUCUUUGAACAUUUCCACGCACUUGCAAUCAUUCAACUGUUCCAAUAUAAGGCGUCUAAAAAUCUCACCGCCUUUAUAUGCCACCAGGGUCAAAAUGAGUGUCAAUUUACAUUGGGUAUAAAUGGCUUUUCGUGCCCCUCAAAAUGUAGCUGUCUGUAUAAUCAACAAGAUCGGAUUUUCGAAAUUAAUUGCUCGCAUCAAGAUCAUUCAACAAUCCCAGCGCUACCUGUUCCUAUAACAGGAAAGGCAGUGCUGAUCCUUAAAAAUAACCAACUAAUUAAACUGCCUGAUAACUCAUUGGAAGGCUAUGAUAACCUACAAAGUCUGGACGUCUCUCGAAACCAACUAACUAGUCUCAGCACUAGCCAACUACCCAAAGCCCUUGACACUCUGGACAUAAGUUUUAAUCAACUUACCACUUUAGGACAAGACGUGGUGGCAUAUGUCGAAAGUAUAAAUUCCUUUAAACAACUCGGCAACAAAUGGAUUAUCUACUGCGAUGAAAGCUAUUUAAUAAGUUAUUUUUGGAGUAUCUCGCAAUGGAUAAGGAUAAAAAAUGACAAAUUUAACCUAGUAAUGGAAUUUAUGGACAUAGUAGCAAUUGCACCCAACUUACACGAUUUGUUUGUUCCCAAUUACUCCGAUUUUUACUGGGAAACAAGUGAAGAAAUUAUAUUAAACGCAUUUGAUGAAUCAUUAUUUUAUGAUACGUUGAAGCUGGUAGAAGAUUUAAAAAACGCCAUUUGGUUGUUUGAUGCCGAGUACGAAGAAUUUGAUCUUUACCAUCUCAACGAGACGUGUCCAUUCAGAUGCACUUGUUGCAUCGAACGACCAACUGGUCAAUUCCUAAUAAAUUGUAUGAGUGCAAGUCUUGAAUAUUUUCCCAGACUACCUAACUUGAUUCCCCACAACACGACUCUAUUUCUUGAUAAAAACGACAUUAAGAAACUUACCAGCCCUGAAAACCUUAGCAUUACGGGUCUUGCCUCGAUACAAAAACUGCAUAUGGCGCACAACAUGCUAACUGAAUUCCCACAUCACUUACUUCCAGAGAACAUCACUUACUUAGACCUAAGAAAUAAUUUUUUGAGGACGCUUGAUGAUGAGGCAGUCGCAUUUCUGAGCUAUCGCAAAGAUUUCACGGAGGUAGAACUAUCUGGUAACCCAUGGGAAUUUUACUGCACGGCCAAGUUUUUUCUAUCUUUUCUGAGGGAACGUGAGCCAAUGGAAUAUGAAACAGUGAUGCGCCGAGAAAAUAUUUCUCAGGAUAAGUGUCCUGAAGAUUGCAUUUGCUGUAUUGAUAACUCCAAUUCACUAACCGUCGACUGUAGCGGCAAAGGUCUUCGGCAGAUACCACCAUUGCCAACGCCAAGAAUUGGCCAAACCACUUUAAUAUUUGAAGGAAAUGUUCUCAAGGAGUGGCCCUCUAGCUCGCUACCAGGAUACUCAAGCGUGGCACGAUUUUAUUUGGCCCACAACCAACUGUCCCAUAUCGAUGAGCUGCCGACCAACCUAGCCCAUCUGGACAUAAGUUACAAUAACUUCGCAGUUCUCAGUGAUCGAGUACGGAUCUUCCUUCAGAAGAGAAUGAAGUCUUCCCAGAUAAUGCUAGUGCUAUCCGGAAAUCCGUGGAAUUGCAGCUGCGAAGAGAAGGAUUUCCUAGAAUUCGUGAAGGAGCAAGCGAAAUUUAUUAAAAAUGCUUCAGCUGUUCAAUGUGCCGAUUCCGGCAAAUCUCUGAUCGAAAUUGAAGAGAUUGACAUAUGUCCCUCGGUCCUCAUUUACUAUACUUCCUUUGCCAUCUCUUUGUUAAUCAUAGCUAUAUCCAUCAACGCCUUUAUUUGCUUCAGGCAACCCAUAUUGAUCUGGUUCUACGAACACGAAAUAUGCCUAAGUCUGGCCGCGCGAAGAGAGCUCGAUCAGGACAAAAAAUUCGAUGCUUUCCUGUCCUUCACUCACAAGGACGAAGAGCUCCUUGCAGAGUUCCUCGAUCAACUGGAAAAUGGCAGGCACAAGUUCAGGCUCUGCUUCUAUCUCAGAGAUUGGUUGGUGGGUGAGUCCAUCCCCGAUUGCAUCAACCAAUCAGUCAAGGACUCCAGACGCAUUAUCAUCCUGAUGACGAAGAACUUCCUGAAAUCCACCUGGGGACGACUCGAGUUCCGGCUGGCACUGCAUGCCACCUCAAAGGAUCGGUGCAAGCGCCUGAUCGUCGUCCUCUAUCCCGAUGUGGAGAAUUUCGAUGAGCUGGAUAGCGAGCUGAGGGCCUACAUGGUAUUGAAUACCUAUCUGAAGCGAGAUGAUCCCAAUUUUUGGAACAAACUAAUUUACUCGAUGCCACACUUCAUGUUUCGACAGCAGCUUUUCGGAAAUCCAGCUGAUAUUGAGACAGGGGCUUAA